Molecule: messenger RNA, 1501 nt
Organism: Vigna umbellata (rice bean)
Lineage: Eukaryota; Viridiplantae; Streptophyta; Magnoliopsida; Fabales; Fabaceae
Source: RefSeq, a predicted model, not a curated record
UAUGUGGUCAUUUAUGCAUAUAAUUUACUUUUUCAGUCUACUAUUGCAAUUGCGGUUGCUGUUGAGAAACCUCUAGAUGCUCAUGCAUCAGAACACGGGCCUGAAGUCGAUGGAUUUAAUGAUCAUCGAACAGCACCUUUUUCAUCUGGUCCGAAGAAGAGUGAACUAAGGAUAGGGGAGUCAUCGGCCUUUUUCACGUAUGUCAAAGCAUCUAUACUGAAGAGCAACUUUGAAGGGGUUGUUAACGUUGACAACCAUGGUGCUGCUCAUGUGAGGAUGGAAGUUAUGCAUCAAGCAUGUGCUCAACAAGGGGUUAAUGACCUUCAAACACGUGAAAAUGGAGAGACCUGUGAAAGUCAAUCGCAAGAUGACUUACCCAGCAGCAGUAGUAUACCUGAUUCUCUCUCUAUGGAAAGGUCUUGUACUCCACCUGCAUCAAUGGAAGUUUCCCCGCAAAAGCACAAAGAAGAAAAUUUCCAUCACGGUGUGAUGCAUCCAAGAAAUGGGACUCAUUGUUCUGAGCAUGAAGUAUCUGGCAUGUCUUCUCAACAUACUUAUCCAUAUUAUAUUUCAGGAGUUGUUAAUCAUGUCAUGAUGCCUUCAUCUGCACAGAUGUAUCACCAGAAGAAUAUGCAGGACCUACAGAAUCAUCCUAGUGCAGCUAUGAUUGCUCAAUACAGUCAUCUUCCCCAAGGUGGUCCUCACGGACCAGGGAUGACAUCUUUCCCAUACUACCCAAUGAGUAUAUGCUUACAACCUGGUCAGGUCCCUCAACCCCAUUCAUGGCCAUCAUUUGGCAGCUCGAGUUCAUCAGAAGCAAAAUUAAGUAAAGUUGACAGGAGAGAAGCAGCACUGAUGAAGUUCAGACAGAAAAGGAAAGAGCGCUGCUUUGAUAAGAAAAUUAGGUAUGUUAACAGGAAACGACUUGCUGAAAGACGGCCUCGAGUGAGGGGACAGUUUGUCAGAAAAUUAAACAGUGCCAAUGUUGAUCUCAAUGGCCAGCCUGCAUCAAUUGACUAUGAUGAAGAUGAUGAAGAGGAUGAAGAUGAUCAGGGAGCAAGAGAUUCUUCUCCUGAGGAUGCUUGAGCAUGUCAAAAUUGCUACUCUUAACAAAAUGAAGGGUUAAAUCCAUUUCUUCCUUCACUGAUAUUGCAUUGUGAAAAGGAUUCCUUACUUUUUUGGAAAGUUCUGACUAAAGCAUCAAAUUAUUAGCAUGAGCAUGUGCACGUGCACUCAUGUAUCUGGGGUGUUCAUCCAAUAUGUACCCUGAUCUUUUACAGUUGAAACAAGCUCUUGCCUUUGCAUUAGCAGCUCACUUAAUGAUCCAUCCUUCUGAGCUAUUUCUGAAGGUAUUACCUCCUGCUGGUAAUGUCCACUGCGGCUGAGAGUAUCAUGCUUACUUUUUAUUGAAACAGUUACAAGCAGCUUGUUCCUGCUUAUUUUAUGGAGAAAUGUCAUGACAUUUUAAAAAGUUGACCUGAUAAAUGAGUUAUUUGUUUAA